GAUGGCGGCGACUUAAGCAUAUAUCGGUGUUAACCAGUUUAUCGAGAGAGAAGUCCGCCUCUCCGGAGGCUGUCGUGUUUUUACAACGGUUGUCCCGGAGAAGAAUAAUCUUCUCGGUUAGAUAACGGUGUCGCAGGCGUCGCUGAACGCCGCAGAAAAGCCCGCUGGUGUUGUUUCUUCUCCGCCGCGACCCUCCGGUGACAGCCGGGGAGGCGAGCUGCUAACAGCCAGGAUGGACAGCGGAGAGUACAUCUCCUCCAUGGACAACAUGGACCCGACUUUAGCGGAAUUAGGGGACGAGUUCACCCUGGGAGACAUCGACGAGAUGCUGCAGUUUGUCAGCAACCAGGUGGGGGACUUCCCAGACCUGUUUGAGGAUCAGAUGACCGCAGCAGGCUCUGCACAGAGUGGCGGCGGCGCCAGCGCCACUCCACGACCCGCCAUUCAAACCCCUCAGACUCCCCAGACACCAGCCCCUGCUGUCUACCAGAGCUCCCCCACCAGCCUCGCCCCCUCACAGACUCUCACUCCCCAGUCUGUGCCCCUCACCCCUCCCCUCACCCCUGUACAGACCCCCUCCCCCCCCCCGGUGCAGCAGCAGGUGACCCGCAGCCCUCCGCUCCUCCAGCCACGGCCUCAGGUGGUCCAGCCCAUCCAGCCUCAGCCCCAACAGACAGCCCAGCCCACCAUCCAGAUGCACACCCAGGGGAUCGCCAUGCAGACCCAGAGCUUCCCGGUCCACACCCUGGUUCAGACUCACAGUCAGACGCCCCUGCCCAUCCAGACCCAGGCGGCCCAAACUGUGAUGAUUGCCUCCAACGGCGGGCAGUCACGAUUCAUCCAGAGCCCCGUCAUCUGCCACCAGAGCCCUGCUCCUGGUUUCCAAGUCCUCCAACCUCAGAUGCAGAGCAUUAUGACGUCACCACAGCUCCAACCAAUGACCAUACAGCACCAGCGUGUUCUGACCCCAACCUGUCAGACCAUCCAGACCCUCUCCCCAGCGCCCACCACAGUCCACACUAUGCAACAGCAGAUGCAGCAAGUACCUGUUCUGGUCCAGCAGCCUCAGAUUCUGAAGACAGAUUCUCUCGUCCUGACGACACUGAAACCAGACGGCACACAGGUGCUUUCUACCAUGCAGAGCCCCACAGGCAUCACCACGUUGACUACGCCCAUCCAGAACACAGCUCUGCAAGUCCCGACGCUUAUGAGCAGCAACAUCCUGACCACCGUCCCUGUUGUGAUGGGAGGAGGAGACAAACUGCCUAUUAAGCAGCUCCAGCCAGGCUCCUCCCAAUGCACGAACGCAGCCAGAACAAGCGUGGAUCAGGGUCAGGUGAUGGGAGGAGUGGUAGGUCCCGGAGGAGUGGUGAAGGAGGGCGAGAGGAGGACGACCCACAACAUCAUCGAGAAGAGGUACCGGUCAUCCAUCAACGACAAGAUCAUCGAGCUCAGAGAUCUGGUCAUGGGCAACGACGCAAAGAUGCACAAGUCAGGAGUGCUGAGGAAGGCCAUCGACUACAUCAAGUACCUGCAGCAGGUCAACCACAAACUACGGCAGGAGAACUUGGCUCUUAAGAUGGGAAACCAGAAGAACAAGCAAGUGAUUCUGUCUGAAGACGUGGAGCUUAAAGAGGAAAUAGUGAUGAUGUCACCUCCAGCCUCGGACUCUGGUUCUGGUUCCCCUCACCAGUUCUCUCCUUACUGUGUGGACUCGGAGCCGGGCAGCCCCUUACUGGAGCACGAUCAGAUGAAGAGUGAGCCAGAAUCUCCCUCCUCGGUCGGAGUGAUGGACGGUUCUCGGCUGCUUCUCUGCGCCCUGACCUUCUUCUGCCUGUCCCUAAACCCGCUGCCGUCUCUGUUGGGCUCUGAGGCCUCAGGGAGCCCCAACCUGUCUGGGGGCCACGGGCCAACUCGAACACUCGUCUGGUUCCCAACUCACACUCAGGACUUUGCGUCCUGGCUGCGGUGCCUGUUGCCGUGGGUGAUGGUGUGGGUGCUGAGCGGUGUGGGAGCAGUGUGGGGCUGUGUCCGGGUGCUCUAUCUGUGGGAACCCGUCACACCCCUGCACUCGCCAAAAUCUGUGUCGUUCUGGAGGCAUCGCAAACAAGCCGACCUGCAUCUUAACCGAGGAGAUUACACAGCAGCUAUGACCAGUUUGGAGACGUGCCUGUCCGUCUUGACCAGAGCGCUUCCUUCAACCAAUCUGGACCUGGUCUGCUCGCUGUGCUGGAAUCUGAUUCGCUACUUCUUGCAUCGUCCAACUCCUCUGGGUUGGCUGGUUCAUCAGGUUGGAGGAAAGCAUGAGGGGGAGGAGGCCAGGACGAGUGCGAAGGAUGCAGCUCUGGUUUACCACCGGCUGAGCCAGCUGCAACUCACAGGAAAGCUGCCUCAGCGUAGCAGCCUGUGGGCUUUGUCUGUGUCUCUGAGCGCAGUCAACCUCAGCGAGAGCGCCCAAGGCAAAAUGGCCCCGGCCCAGCUCACCCAGAUCUAUGUCACUGCAGCAACCACCCUGCGCACUGUGCUGGGCCACCACCUCUCCUGUCUGCCUGGUUAUUUGUUGAGCUGUGCAGAGAGUGCGGCCUACCAAUCAGAGACCAAGACGAUCCCUGACUGCCUGCGCUGGCUCUUCACCCCGCUGGGUCGGCAGUUCUUCCUGAGCUGCGAUUGGUCGGUGAAGUCAGAGAGCAGCGACGGGGUGUACACGUCUCAGAGAGACCCAGUUGACCCCAUCGCCCAGCUGCACCGCUGCUUCUGCAGGAAGCUUUUAGAGAGAGCCGUUCACACCCUCAUCCAGCCGCAGAGCGAGUCUGAAGCAGGCAAACACAAGAACGACUCAGGGGAGUUUUCCAGUGCGCUGGAGUUCCUCCAGUUGUUGAACAGCUGUACAGAAGACUCUCACUCCCCUCCUCCUCCCUUCUCAACUCCUCCCAAUCACACCACCACGCCAGUGGGAGACCCAGUGAGUCGUUGGUGGGCUCUGGUCCUGAAGGCUGCCGUGCAUUGGCUGCAGGGUGAUGAUGUCGCAGUGAGGUCACUGUUGGCAGAGGCGGAGCGGAUGCCGAGGGCUCUGCACACGCUUGACCACCCUCUGCCCAAAGCUGUUCUGCUGCUUUGCAAGGCGGUCCAGAUGAGUCUGUCCCCUCUGAAGGGAGAGGGGGCGAUAGCCUGCCUGUCCCACUGCGACAGAGCCAGCAGCUACCUGCGCUCCAGCAUCUCGGUGCCCGUCGCCCAGACCGGGAACUGGCUGAACAAGGGGGUGGAGCUCCUCAUCUGUGACCUUCUGCUGACUCUGAGGACCAGUUUAUGGCAGCGAGGAGGCAGCAGUAACGGGGAACCUGGACUGGCUCCUGGAUCCCAGUUGGCGGGUUUCCAGAGGGACCUCAGCGCGCUCAGAAAGCUCACACAGUGCUACAGACAGGCGCAACACAAGGUGUUUCUUCAUGAGACCACAGUGAGGCUGAUGGCUGGAGCCAGUCCCACAAGGACACACCAGCUGCUGGAGCACAACCUCCGACGCAGGACACACAACUCCUACACGGCCGAGGGUGAGUGCGUCCUGGGUGAAAGAGAGAGGGCUCACGCCAUCCUGCUGGCCUGCCGCCACCUGCCCAUGCCCCUGCUGACCCCACCCGGGCACCGCGCCCGCCUGCUGGCCGAGGCCAAGCGCACCCUGGAGCGGGUGGGAGACCGACGGUCGCUGCAGGACUGUCAGCAGAUACUGCUGCGCCUCAGCGGGGGCACGACCAUCGCUGCCUCCUGAACACACACGCGCACACGCGCACACACACACACACACACACACACACAC
This is a messenger RNA of Plectropomus leopardus (leopard coralgrouper), 3811 nucleotides long. RefSeq names its product sterol regulatory element binding transcription factor 2 (gene srebf2). Gene Ontology annotation, molecular function: DNA-binding transcription factor activity, RNA polymerase II-specific; RNA polymerase II cis-regulatory region sequence-specific DNA binding; protein dimerization activity. Gene Ontology annotation, biological process: positive regulation of transcription by RNA polymerase II; positive regulation of cholesterol storage. Gene Ontology annotation, cellular component: nucleus. The record is from RefSeq and is a predicted model, not a curated record. NCBI's taxonomy places the organism in Eukaryota, Metazoa, Chordata, Actinopteri, Perciformes, Serranidae.